GAGAGAGUCUUCACCAGCUCCUGUCUCUCCAACGGCAGACACACAAUGCUCGUUAAUAGGCUCCAGAUGCCUUUACAGAAAAUGCACGUCUGCAGGCUGUGUGGAUUGCCUCCUCUCUUUUGAAUCACAUAGAUGUGAGUCUAUCUCUCUGUCAUCGAAAAGGAAAGAAGAUUAUGGGGUUGUAUGCAAUUUCAGAACACGUGGGAAGCGUAUUUGCGAGGCUGGCGGCUGUGCGCCCGUCCUCCCUGUGAUGGAGGAGCGCGGUGGUGGUGCAUCGGUGGAAAUGAGUGAGAGGUGCGGGCGAGAUAAUCAAUGAAGACACCGAGGGCUCCUGUGCGCUUGGACAAGGUCAGAGUCUAGUCUGGGUGAGAUUAUGUCCAUGUGGAGACAACAAGGACGGACUUUUACGCUUCCUCUCAAGGGGACGAGGUCGCCUGGGGUUGUCCCCAGAAAACCAAGAGUUUCUCUCUCUGUGUUGGAUUGCAGAGGCAGCUAAAAAUCCCUCCAUCUGCGUGAUCAUGGUUGAGCUUUAUUUCUGACAGCCUCCGAGCUGCAUGGCUCCUUUCUUCGCAACCUCAGCCUGGAGAUAAAGUUUCUUCGCUCUGCUCGACGGCUGGAUGAUUUGUUCGGGCAUCGAUUCGUUUAAUUGGACGCAGUUGAACCCAGUUAAUGUGAUUUAAUGUGAUUGUUGCUGGUUUAAAAAAAAAGAAAAGAAAAAAAAAGAGGUGGAGGGUGGGCAGCUGUGGAUUGAAUUCCAUCAGAGCAGCGACAGAACAGCGGCGGCCAGCUGUGUCUCUGGACGGUCACAUCUGUCGUUGUUGUCGUCGCUGUCCAUGGUGCUGAACUCGUGCUCCAGGAAUGGUGGAGACGCUGAGUAUCGCAGUCAUCGGUGCUCCCGGAGUGGGGAAAACUUCUAUAAUCCGCCAGUUCAUCUAUAACGAUUUCUCGGAGGUGUACACGCCGACCAGGACCAGAUAUGUGUACAGACCCUCCGUCAUUCUCAACGGGAACAUGUAUGAGCUGAAGAUUUUGGACGUCCCGCCAAUCUCCUCCUUUCCAUCAAGCUCCAGUCAGGAGUGGCUGGAUUUGCGCUGCAGAGGUGUUCGCAAUGCCAACGCCUACAUCCUGGUUUACGACAUCUGCUGCGUGGAGAGCUUUGAAUACGUCAAGAUGAUCAGACAGCAGAUAGUGGAGCACAGGGAAGGCAGCAGUAGUGAGGUGCCAAUCCUGGUGGUGGGUAACAAGAGAGAUCUGCAGCGGCAGCGCUUUAUGCCUCGAAGGGCCGUGUCAGUGCUGGUGAAGAAGACCUGGAAGUGUGGUUAUGUGGAGUGCUCUGCCAAGUUUAACUGGCACGUAGUCCUGCUCUUCAAAGAGCUGCUGGGCAUCGCUGUGGCACGGGGCAUGCGCCAGAACCACACCUCCAUCCGUCUGCAGGGGGCGCUACAGAGGAAUCGCUGCACCAUCAUGUGACCCAGAGAACUCCCUCCACCCCUCUCACCUUAGGAGUGGAGCGGCAGUGGAGAAAAAGGACUUUUUAUCUAAAUGGCUGGAAAUAUACCCUGUGGCCUCCUGCUUUACUGAGCUGAUUUUUCAUAAUGAGGUUUAUUAGACUCUUGCGCUGUAAAAGACACUAAAAUUUCACACAUGGUCAUCCAACCACUUCCUUGUCCAAUUCUGCCAAAUGUAUAGAUGCAAAGGAAGGUAGGUAGGUAGGUAGAAGAAGAGGAAGCAAGGUGAAAACCAAUAUGACUAGAAUAGCACAGUUAUUUUUCCUCACAUCAACUAGACAGUUGCACAUUUGAGGCUGUCCCACAUUACGCAGCAGCAGGUCUAGAGGGGCUGUCUUAUGGCUGUAGCUGAGCCUGACAGGAUGGAAGCUGUGUUUGUGAGACUCAAAACGGAGAGGCAGCAAUAUCAUCGAGUCUUCCUUUUCAAUUUGUCAUAUUCAGUAAGGUCAGCAGCGGACGCUCAUACCAGACACAUUUGGAUUUCUUUGAGGGUGUGCAGUUAACGGUGAACAAGAUAGAAAAAUACAGAGCAGAAAAUAGCUUAUGCUCCAUUUCUGGGGAGAUUAUCUCGAAAUGUACAGAUACGAUUAGAUGGAGUUUAAUUUUAGAUUCUGAGAAGUAGCCUGCAUAUUUUUUGUUCUUCCCCUGUCCCUGUUUCAAACUUGGCCUACGGUAAAAGCAGUUUGUUCAGAUGAAGGGUGUUUUAAGGUUGUCUUGCAGCAGAAAAUACUGCAGUCCCUAUCAUGAUGUACUGUAUGGCUUUAAUCUGCUCCCUCCCCUCACUCAGUGUCUGUUUCUGAUGAAUACAUUAAAUCCAGGGAACUGGAGACCUGCAGGAGGCUGCAGAGCCUGAAACAAGAACCUGUGCAUGCAAUGUGGAUGUCCGUGUGUGUGUGUGUGUGUCCGUGUGUGUGUGUGUGUGUGUGUGUGUGUGUGUGAAAGAGAGAGAGAGUGAGGGAGACAGAGAGAGGCAGGUUUGAUAGCUGACAUUCAGGCAAACAAGGGACAGACACAAGAAGAUAAGAGACAGAUGUUGAAGCGUUGGAUUAGGAAGGAGCAAUAAAAUCCCACAGGGAUGUCCUGACUGACCUAUCUAUCAUCAUAUUAUAUUAAAAAAGCCUCACAUACAAUAGAUGUAAUCAACUUGCACUCAGAUAUCCUGCAUAAAUAACGAAGCAGAGCUCAACGACUUCCACAAAACACCCCAUGAGUGCACACAGGGAACCUUAAUAAAGCUUUCAUAUCAGUAUCUGAAUAGUAUCUAAUUGGUAAUGUUGUGAAAUUAACAGUUGCUUUUUCAUUUGAUUAGGCCUAGCUAGGUAGUUUGUGAACAUGGCUGCACUGAAAGUAAGCAGACCUAUUGUAUAUAAGAGUGAUUCAUGGGUAAUUGACAUGCAUGCUUUUGUUGGUAGAGCCAACGGGUCAGGGUUUUAAUUGCACUGAUGUUUAAAUUUGAUAUUGUGUUUAAUUUUUGUAAUACAUGUUUUUUUUCUGACAUUGUAAUGAGCAGCUGAGUGGAGUGAAUGUGGUCGUUUUUCACUGGCAUGUGAGAGCACAAGCUCAUGAUUCUCUCCAAGAUGUAGUGUUGAACCCUUCAAUCAGGGCAGAUGGCUGUGUGUAGUCUUUUUUUUUUUUUUUCUAGUAAAAAAAAAAGAAAUAUGUAGCAGAGAUACACUAGAAAGCAACUGUGUGUAGCAUGAGUUCUCAUCGGUUUGUCUGCUGCGCGUUUCCAAAUAAAAAGGGCUACAGUUUUUUAUCAGAAACGUUACUUGUAUUUAUUUUUACUGUGUUAGUACUGUGAGUAAUUUUGUUUUUUUGGACACAUGAUGAAUUAUUAAAUGCAUUUGAGAACAGCAAA
Molecule: messenger RNA, 3366 nt
Organism: Dicentrarchus labrax (European seabass)
Lineage: Eukaryota; Metazoa; Chordata; Actinopteri; Moronidae
Gene: rasl10a
Product: RAS-like, family 10, member A
Exons: 3
Coding region: 859-1470 (203 amino acids)
Molecular function (GO): GTP binding; GTPase activity
Source: RefSeq, a predicted model, not a curated record